UGUUUCCGGGCCGCCAUACCAGUGUGAGACAGCACAGUGAAAGAGUUACAAGUUCCAAGAUAAGCUGUGUAGUGGUUAACCAGUUAAACGAAAUGCUGCUAAAUCCUGGCUUCCAAGAGAACAGGAGAAUAGAGAAGCUUCAUUACAGCGGGCCGUUAGAGCAGAGAUUUUCACCGUACACUUUCAAUGGAGGAACAGUUUUGGCACUUGCUGGGGAAGACUUUGCCCUUGUUGCUUCGGACACACGGCUAAGUGAAGGAUAUUCUAUUCAUAGUCGGGAUUCACCAAAAUGCUACCAGCUAACUGCAGAUACAGUGCUUGGGUGCAGUGGCUUUCAUGGAGACUGCCUCACGUUAACAAAAAUCAUUGAAGCCCGAUUAAAGAUGUACAAGCAUUCUAAUAACAAGAUCAUGACAAGUGGAGCAAUUGCAGCUAUGUUGUCUACAAUCCUAUAUUCUCGACGCUUUUUCCCGUACUAUGUGUACAAUAUUAUUGGUGGACUUGACGAAGAAGGCAGAGGUGCUGUUUAUAGCUUUGACCCUGUGGGCUCCUACCAGAGAGAUGCUUAUAAAGCUGGAGGGUCUGCAAGUGCCAUGCUGCAGCCCCUUCUUGAUAACCAAAUUGGGUUCAAGAAUAUGCAGAAUGUAGAAGUUUUGCCUUUAACUUUGGAAAAAGCCGUGCAACUUGUCAAAGAUGUCUUCAUUUCUGCUGCCGAAAGAGAUGUUUACACAGGGGAUGCACUGAAAAUCUGUAUCAUCAAAAAAGAGGGCAUCACAGAAGAAACUAUCACUUUAAGAAAAGACUAAAGUGUAUUUGUGUUUAUUGAUUGUGGAAAGUAAUUGAGUCUGCAGUCUUGAAGAUCAUUUGCAUCCUGCUUUUGAAGUAUUUUUUCUUUUUGCCAUAAUGUACAAAAAUAAAAGAAAAAAAGAAAAA
Protopterus annectens (West African lungfish) is the source of this 933-nucleotide messenger RNA. It is a transcript of the gene PSMB1, whose product is annotated as proteasome 20S subunit beta 1. The coding region runs from base 93 to 806 and encodes 237 amino acids. The transcript is spliced from 6 exons. Lineage: Eukaryota; Metazoa; Chordata; Ceratodontiformes; Protopteridae. The record is from RefSeq and is a predicted model, not a curated record. Gene Ontology annotation, cellular component: proteasome core complex.